AUGCCCUGGGAGGCGUCCAGAAGGCAUUCGAAACAGAUGCCCGAGUCUCCUCAACUGGCUCCUUUUGAUGUGGAGGAGAAGCGGCACCACUCCCAGCUCCUCCCGGAUCUGGCACAGCAAUCAUGGGUCAUCAGUGUGAACAGCAGAGGAGAAAGCACACAUCCUUGUGGCACCCCGGUGUUUAUGAUGGUGGUCGCUGAGGAGUUGUUUCCGACUCUGACUGUCUGCGGUCUGUUUGUGAGCCAUGCAGAGGUGGAGUGCUGUUGCUAUGGCGUCAUCAGUGGAGCGCUUGGGGCGUCUUUGGCUACUGAAGAGAUUUUUGAGCUGUUUGAAAGAACGAUAACAGACUACAAGGAGGAAAUUUGUCGACAACGCAAACUACUGGACGCUGUUCUCCAGCCUGAAGUCCGCUUACACAGAGCCGACGUGGAGCUGCGGUCGGUGAGUGAAGGAGAGGAUCCCCCUGAGCGGCUGGACUGGAGCCCCAAUCUGGACAAGCAGGAGCCACCAGAGCUGCCACACACUGAAGAGGAAAAGGAGGAGCUGUGGACCAGCUUCAAGCCACUUCGAGGGCUGGAGGAGACUGAUGUCAUCGAGGCCAAAUUCACUCCUGUCUCUGUGAAGAGUGAAGAAGAGGAGGAGGAGAAACCUCAGUCCUCUCUGCUUCAUCAAAGACAGAUUGAAGAGAUGAAAACAGAACCUGAUGGAGAGGACUGUGAAGGACCAGAACCAGCCAGGAGCUCAGAUCCAGAUACCCAACCAGAUACUGAUGACAAGAGUUCACGCUCCUCUGACUGUGAGACCGAUGACAGCUGUGACUGGAAGGAGAGCAGAGAACCUCGGUCAGGUUUAAGCCCUCUGCAGGACAAUGAAGGACAUCAGCAGAAACACGGUGGACUCCAAACAGAAGAGAGACCAUUUAGCUGCUCAGUUUGUGGUCAAAAAUACCACAGGAAGAAAUCCUUCAUGACUCACAUGGAGCUUCAUUCAGAAGGAAAACGUUUCAGCUGCUCAGUUUGUCAAAAAACUUUUCAGCGGAGAGCGGAUGUUGCGAGUCACUUGAGGACCCACACGGGGGAGAAACCCUUCAGCUGCUCAGUUUGUGGCAAAAGAUUCCGCCAGAAGAACUAUUUAUCGGAGCACAUGAGAGUCCAUUCAGCAGAAAAAUGUUUCAGCUGCUCAGUUUGUCAAAGACCUUUUCGGUGGAGAUCAGCUGUUGUGGUACACAUGAGAGUCCACACUGGAGAAAAGCCCUUCAGUUGCUCUGUCUGUAGCAGAAAAUUUUCACUGAAGUUGCAUUUGAGACAGCACAUGAGAAUUCACACAGGAGAGAAACCUUUCAGCUGCUCAGUUUGUAAACAAAGUUUCAAAUCCAGCACCAGUUUAUCCUAUCACAUAAGAACCCACACUGGGGAAAAACCUUUCAGCUGCUCAGUUUGUGCUAAAAGAUUCCUCCUGAAGAGCUCAUUAACGGAGCACAUGAGAGUUCAUUCAGGAGAAAAACAUUUCUGCUGCUCAGUUUGUAAAGCAGCUUUUCGGUGGAAAGCAACUCUUCACACUCACAUGAGAGUCCACACAGGAGAAAAGCCCUUCACUUGCUCUGUCUGUGGUAAAAGUUUUGCACAAAGCACAAACAUGAAACAACACAUGAGAGUCCACACGAGAGACGCCUUUCAGCUGCAGCGUCUGUGAUAAAAGAUUCAUUCAACUUUGUAAUUUGAAAACACGAGUGUGUCGGUGAGAGCAGCAGGAGCAAAUGAAGCUGCAGAGCUGCUCGUCGAGCCACUUUGUUCCAGCGACAUUGAAGCGCUGAGGUCGAGGCUUGGCUCAAUGCUGACCAGCGAUACACACUCCAACAUAAAUCUUUUUAGCUGAGAUGACAACACGUAACUGUUCUGUCCCAGACUUCAGACAGACUUUUGCUUUUGCACAGUUCAGCACCUGCUUGCAGUCCAGUGUAUACUCAUACUAGUGAAGUGCAGAACAGCAGGCAGAUUGCUGUGUCAACAAAAACAGCUAACAAG
Messenger RNA from Scatophagus argus, 2024 nucleotides. RefSeq names its product zinc finger protein 260-like. Lineage: Eukaryota; Metazoa; Chordata; Actinopteri; Scatophagidae. Gene Ontology annotation, biological process: regulation of transcription by RNA polymerase II. Bases 1 to 1692 code for a protein of 563 amino acids. Gene Ontology annotation, molecular function: RNA polymerase II cis-regulatory region sequence-specific DNA binding; DNA-binding transcription factor activity. The record is from RefSeq and is a predicted model, not a curated record. The transcript is spliced from 5 exons.